AAAUGGCGGCGCCCGUGAGCCGCGGCCCCGAGCCCGGCGCGGCUCCCUACGGGAACUUCCCCAACUACUCCCGCUUCCCCCCCCCUCAUGGUCAGAUCUCCCUUUGGACUCCCCAGCUCUGGGGGGGUGUCCCUGAAUCCCUUCUCCUCCUGCAGGAGCUCAGUGUGGCUCUGUACCAGCACCUCCUGGGGCUGCAGGAGGGCGAUCCCGGCUCGGAGGCGCAGGGAGCUGGCAAGGAGCUGAAGCUGCUGUGCUGUGACAUCGACCCCGAGCUGAUCCGGAGGGCCCAGCAGAGCAGCCCCUUCCCCUCCUCCAUCUCCUUCGCCAGCCUGGACAUCAUGGACCCGGGGGCCAGGGAGCCGCUGCUGAGCUCCUUCCUGCAGCGCUUCGGCCGCUCCCCCCGCUGCUACCGCGCGGCCGCGCGCCGCCUGCGCCGCCUGGGCCGCCGCGACUUCCAGCACUUCCGCUCCCUGGGCAUCAGGGGCGACAUGGCCCAGAGCGUCACCCGCAUCCUGACCCAGCAGUGCGCCAUGGAGCUGGUCUGCUGCUUCGGCAACACCGCCUGGGACCGCAGCCUGCUGCUCUUCAGGGCCGCCGGCGCCGCCCCCGAGCAGCAGCACGGCCCUGGGGCGGAGGCUGGGGAGGGACAGCUGGGAAUUCCUGAAUCCCAGUCAGAGCCAGGCCUUGACCUCCUGGGGGAAUCCGAGGCAAGGAAAGACUCUGAGUGACUAUGGGGCACUUCUAACCUGUUUUCUGGGGUGCAAGGAAGUGCUCCUGGAAUCCAAGCUCCUACCUGUGCACGUGGAUCCACCUGAACCACAGGGACCGCAGCCUGCUGCUCUGCAGGUCCACCCCCGAGCAGCAGCACGGCCCUGGGGCUGUGGGUGGGGAGGGAGAUCUGGGAAUUCCUGAAUCCCAGUCAGAGCCAGGCCUUGACCUCCUGGGGGAAUCACAGAAUCACAGAAUCACAGAAUAAUGAGGUUGGAAGAGACCUCUGAGAUCAUUGAGUCCAACCUAUGUCCUAAUGCCUCAGCUCAGAGUCCAGACUAUAGCACCAAGUGCCAUGUCCAGCCUUUUCUUAAACACAUCCAGAGAUGAUGAUUCCACCCCCUCUCUGGGAAGAGCA
Molecule: messenger RNA, 1126 nt
Organism: Ficedula albicollis (Collared flycatcher)
Lineage: Eukaryota; Metazoa; Chordata; Aves; Passeriformes; Muscicapidae
Gene: BCDIN3D
Product: BCDIN3 domain containing RNA methyltransferase
Exons: 3
Coding region: 3-728 (241 amino acids)
Biological process (GO): miRNA metabolic process; negative regulation of pre-miRNA processing
Cellular component (GO): cytoplasm
Molecular function (GO): O-methyltransferase activity; RNA methyltransferase activity
Source: RefSeq, a predicted model, not a curated record